AAGUAUUAGAAAUGUUCCUUUGACCAAGAUAAGCAAAUUCAGCCUUUUCUUGAUCAAAGUAUUCUAAGCACAAACCUGUCCUAAAACAAACCUUAACACUAAGGCAAAAAGAGAUGGAAUCGGUGAAGAAAAUAGGUGAUAUAAUUCACCAUAGAAUCAAAACCAAUGGAAUAUAUAUGCAUGUAGUAGAGAAAAAGGGCCAAGGAGGAGGACCAUGUGUGCUUCUCCUACAUGGCUUCCCAGAAACAUGGUUUUCAUGGCGCCAUCAGAUCACUCACUUGGCUAGCCAUGGUUACCAUGUUCUGGCUCCUGAUCUCCGAGGCUAUGGCGAAUCUGACUCACCACCCUCUCCAAAUUCCUACACUAUGUUCCACAUAGUAGGUGAUCUCAUUGGUCUUCUUGAUCACUUUGAGCAGCAACAGGUGUUUGUGGUCGGGCAUGAUUGGGGUGCAGCAGCUGCUUGGCAUCUUAGUCUUUUCAGACCAGAUAGAGUCAAAGGAAUGAUUUCUAUUUCGGUUCCUUUCUUUCCUAGGAACCCAGAUAUCAAGCCCACUCAAUUCUAUAAAUCAUUUGGAGAUGAUUUUUAUAUUUCCCAAUUCCAGGAAGUAGGAAGAGCAGAGAGGUCUUUUGCAAAGUACGAUCACCUUACCGUAAUGAAGAAGAUCUUGUUAAUGGAUGUCGAUUUAAUGGCAGCACCUGCCGGCGUGGAGAGUAUUGAUUACUUGGAAGCACCUGAAGUGUUACCAUCAUGGAUUACUGAAGAGGAACUUCAAGUAUAUGCAGACAUAUUUCAAAAGUCUGGAUUCAUUGGCGGGUUAAACUAUUAUCGUGCUAUAGACCUAUCCUGGGAGCAGGAAGCACCAUGGCAAGGGUCAAAGAUAACCGUUGCAUCAAAGCUAAUUGUUGGAAACAAAGAUAUUGGAUUCGAAAGUUUUAUAAAGGCUUACAUUGAGGGAGACGUUCAGAAAGCAUUAGUUCCUGAUAUUGAAGUGGUCAUACUCGACCAAGGCCACCAUUUUAUCCAGCAAGAGAAACCACAAGAAGUUACUGAUCAGAUCUUAUCUUUCCUACAGAAACUAGCCAUUGAUUAGGCAGGCUAUGUUGUUUUUUAUUAUCACUUACUUUUCAAAUCGCCGAAAUUGCUUGUAAACAUACCAGUGAUGAUUAUGUCAUGCUUCUUUGAAUAAAUACAAGCGUUCAACUUUUAUC
Erigeron canadensis is the source of this 1209-nucleotide messenger RNA. Its product is annotated as epoxide hydrolase A-like. The record is from RefSeq and is a predicted model, not a curated record. The transcript is spliced from 4 exons. Gene Ontology annotation, molecular function: hydrolase activity. The coding region runs from base 114 to 1091 and encodes 325 amino acids. Lineage: Eukaryota; Viridiplantae; Streptophyta; Magnoliopsida; Asterales; Asteraceae.